GUGAUACAGCUGGUUCUUGUGGUGAUCCAGGUAUCCCAGGUCAUGGGUCUAGAGAAGAAAACAAUUUUAAAAUUAAAAGCACAGUACAUUUCAGCUGUGAUAUUGGAUAUAUCCUCCAUGGCUCAGAAGAAAGAACAUGUAUGGCAAAUGGAAGUUGGACAGGAAGACAACCUGAGUGCAAAGCUGUGCAGUGUGGUAAUCCAGGAACAACUGCUAAUGGAAAAGUAUUUCGUAUUGACGGAACUACAUUCUCUAAUUCAGUAAUUUAUUCAUGCAUGGAAGGAUAUAUACUUUCUGGAUCAUCUGUAAGACAAUGCACUGCCAAUGGAACAUGGUCUGGAUCCUUGCCAAACUGCACAAUUAUCAGUUGUGGAGAUCCAGGAGUCCCAGCAAAUGGCAUGAGAUACGGUGAUGAUUAUGUUGUUGGACAAAAUGUUACUUACAUGUGCCAACCUGGUUAUACAAUGGACUCAAAUAGCUCCUUAAUUCGUACUUGUACUAGCAAUGGCACGUGGAGUGGAGUAAUCCCAACAUGCAAAGCUGUUACCUGCCCAACUCCUCCACAGAUCUCUAAUGGAAGGUUGGAAGGAACAAACAUGGACUGGGGAUUUAGCAUUAGCUAUGUCUGCUCUCCAGGAUAUGAACUCUCUUUUCCCGCUGUUUUGACUUGCGUUGGGAAUGGAACAUGGAGUGGUGAAGUGCCUCAGUGCUUGCCAAAGUUUUGUGGUGACCCUGGAGUACCUGCUCAAGGCAAAAGAGAAGGAAAAAGCUUCAUCUAUCAGUCAGAAGUCUCUUUCAGCUGCAUUCCUCCUUUUAUUUUGGUUGGCUCCAGCACCAGGAUUUGCCAGGCAGAUGGCACAUGGAGUGGUUCUUCUCCUCGAUGUAUAGAACCUACUCGCACAGCAUGCGAGAAUCCCGGAGUCCCAAGGCACGGGUCACAAAACAACACAUUUGGCUAUCAGGUGGGAAAUGUUGUUCAAUUUCAGUGUAAAAAAGGACACCUUCUCCAUGGCUCAACGACAAGAACUUGCCUUCCUGAUCUUACAUGGAGUGGAAUCCAGCCAGAGUGCAUAC
Molecule: messenger RNA, 1074 nt
Organism: Pterocles gutturalis (yellow-throated sandgrouse)
Lineage: Eukaryota; Metazoa; Chordata; Aves; Pterocliformes; Pteroclidae
Product: CUB and sushi domain-containing protein 3-like
Exons: 7
Source: RefSeq, a predicted model, not a curated record